ACAUAUAUCGAUUGUCAACUGGUAACACGAGAGAUAACAAUCAUCACAUCGAAUAUGGUAAAUACGGGAAGUGACCAUAAAAUACUGAAGUCGACGUUUCUGCUCAUGCAUGGAGAAGUUCCAAGAAGCUUCUGGUAUCUUCAGAUAAAUAAAAGGGCUAAUCUCGACAUAAAAAUACCGAUAAAAAUAGACAGCGAGAUCAACAAAUCAUCUCCAUUGGUUAAAGCAAUAGAAGCAGUUAUUCAUUUUCCAGUGAGAAAUGGUAAAUGGAUCAAUAAAACCGAGAAAUUCACAUCGAAAAGUUAUCGGAGAAAAAUCAGUAAAAAGCAUGAUAAGGAAGAAAGAAAAGAAAUCAGAUCAAAAUUUGAUAAAGUGGGUAUCGAAGGACUUAAACAGAAAAGCUUUUGGAACUUGAUUGGUACCAUCAGAGUUGACGAAACACCAUAUAUACUAAAUGAACCAGAGUAUAAAGGGAAUUACGAGCAAUCAAUCAUAAAUUUUAUCCAACAAUUUUCAACCAGGAAGCCGAUUUUCAAUGACGAACAAGCUCAAUUAAGGCUUUAUGACGGAAAACGAAUGGAUGAGAAUCAUGAAAAGAAAUGAGCAAAUUAAAAUCCUCAUUGAACUCAGAUGGUUUCAGAAAGAAAAAUUGGCUCAAAUUCGUUAACAAAUACGAAACAAUCUUAAGAAACAUAGUCGAAUCGAUAUUUAAAAUAUCAUACCUACCUGAGUGUAUGAGAAUACUUGGAGGUGGUUUCGUGCCAAAGAAAGAUUCCAAUAAAGUGAGAAUGGUAAAAUCUCCAAAUUAUCUCUUUAAAGUAGUAGAUAAAAUCAUCAGUUACAGACUAAUGGAUCUAUGCGACGAUUUUAUUCUGGAAGAUUCACAAUUUGCCUUCAUUAAAAGCGGUAACAGAGAAGACCUGGUGAUGAAAAUGACUUUCUCGAUCGAUUGGAAUACGACACAAUUACUACUCCUUGAUGUAUCCUCAGCUUUUGACAAAAUUUCUCUCGAAAAUCUGCUAGAGAAAAUAUCUCAAAAAGACUUACCUCUGGGCAGGUUACUAUCAUCGUUCUGUGGAAACCGUUGGAUAAAAACGUACUUCGAGAAAAGUAACCACUACUUUAAAGAAAAUUCUGGUACACCUCAAGGCUCAUCAUCGGGUCCACUAUUAUACAUCUUGGCGAUGGACGAACAAAUUAGAAAACUGAGAAAAAGAGGUAUUCAAAUAUCAGCUUAUGCAGAUGAUCUGGUGGUCAUAACAGAGUUAAAAGAUGACGCUGAAGCGAUCAUCCAGGACAUCAACCAACAUCUAACCUCAGUUUCUCUUGAACUAAAUCGUGAAAAAUCCGAAAUCUACAAGGGAAAGUUUAACAAGUUACAUUUCAUUGGAUACCAUUUUUUCAUACCCUUCAGAAAAACUCACAUACAAAAUGUAACAAGAGAGAUCAAAUCUAAAUUAUCUUCAUCUUUCAGGUGCCCUCAACUUACAUUAGCGCUUCUUCCAGUCAAGAUAAAGAAACUCAUCUUGAGCAAUAUUAUAUACCCUAAACUGAGGUCGAUUGGAUACACGGUUUUCCUGAAUGAGAAAAAACAUUUCAUGGAUACUUUUAGGAUUUUAAAUUCAACAAUUUCUUUAAAUGAACUACAACCAUCAGCAGGCUCAAUAUCCUGGUGCUGGUAUGGAAUCAGCCACAUCCUAGAAAUACUUUGGAUGGAAUCAUGGAUGUAUUGGAACGACUUCGGUGGUAAUAUCAACCCAAUUUACAUUCUUAAUCAGACGAGAAAACUUAAAACAGUUACCAGAAAAGAAAAAAAGAAAUUGUUGGCAAGAUUCGUAGAAGUUACUACCCCGAUGUCGCUGGAAUAUUUUUACAAGGAAGAAGAUAUUUACAUAGGUGUCGGACCUUUCAACGUUAACGCUUACAAAUCACAGAGAAUGGGAAAAUGGGAUAACUACAUCACAAUGAUAUACUCUCAACUGAAAUUCGUGCAACAGGAAAAUAUUGAAAUGGUGGUUAUCGUACCUCGAUCCAUGGAAUUAACCAUAGACAGCAAAUCGGACUAUAAAAAAGACGCUUUCUCGAUUAUGCAUCAAUUCAAGGAUAUUAAAUGGACUUGGACCUAUGGUGACUACAUCAAAUACACAUUUACACCAAUAAGGAUUACCCAAAUUGAGAAGGAUUGGACUACGACAAAAAACUGGAUAACUGAAAAUAAGAUCAAUAUUAGAAACACAUUAGUGAAAUGGUUGGCGGAAGAAAAUGAUGUCAUAUCAAAAAUAUUUCCAAAUCAUGAAUGUAUAAUAGAUUCGUUUGGAUUUAUUGGCAACUUUUCAUACAGAAAAAUUACCAAAUUUUUAUCGGAAGUUAAUCUAAGGAUGAAUAAAUUCAAAUGCUGUGAGGACAAGGAUCACCAUCCCUUCACCUGCCGAGAAGUUCUGGAAGCAGCAGCAAGAGAUCUUGAUAUAACGGAAUCAUUUCCUCAAAAUUUUAAACUGAAUAACAACAACAUCAAAGCCUACCAGAAAAUCUUAGAAUACAUCUCAGCAACCUCGGAGGAGCUAAGAAACUCAUGUUUACUUUUCAUUUAAUUUACCCACAUCACCCAAAACCAUCCCCCUCCCCUCAAAAACCACCCAUCACUGUUAUCACCUUCCCCUUGUACGGUUGUAAUGCCGGAAACGAUGAAUACAAAUUCAUCGAGCCUCCUCGAGGCGGCUGUCAAAGCUAUAAUAAUAAACUCUCCUCGAAUAAUGUCAAUAAUGUGAUGCGCGUUAUACAUUAAAAUCCAAUAGAAACGAUUUCAACCUUCCAUUUGACCUUAACUAUUACAACACCAACACCAGGCUAAGUCAUCGAACCAACUGUAGUUGCAUCAAUUUCAUUUCUCUCCCUCAUCUCUUCCUUUCUCUCUCCUUUCUACCUCUCUCUCUCCCUUUUCUCUCUCUCUCUCUUUCUCUCUCUCUCUGUUAUUUAUCAACAACUUUUAACAUCUCCAUCAUCUUCUAUCAACUCAUCACUUUUUCUUUCCUCUUUUCUUCGAUCACAUCUUAUAAACAAAGUUUCUUUUCUCUUAUUCUUGCCUAGUAAUAUUAUCCUCUUUUUUUGAUCAAUCUCUCUGUCUCUUUCUUUCUUUGAUUAUCUUUUUUUCUUCUGGUGCUUGUGAAAAAAUUGUCGCAACUUCAUUUCAUAACCUGCAUCCUCCAUACACCGAUUUAUAUACUCACCCACUUCUAAAGUUCCAUUCUCACUCUUCACUUUCUCUAUCUUCCUCGUAUUCUCUCCAUCGUUCUCUUUCUCCUUCUCUCCUUCUCUCCUUCUCAUCUUGUUAUACUAUUGAGAAGUGAUUUAAUUAACGUUCAGUUAACUGUUCUAUGUUAUUGUUAAACAAAACACUUUAACAUCCGAACGCUCUUAUAAAACUCCUCUAAUUGUUUCCAUAAAUUAUUAUUGAAAUACUGUUAAAAAUUUCAUUCAUUGUUGCCUGAUUUAUGUGUCUCUCUUGAUAGAUUUGUUUCUUGUUUAUAUUAUACUAAUAACUGUAAACAAACUGUCAAUUUUUACCAAUUCUCGUUUUCAAUCAAUUGACAAUUGAUUGUUUUCACCUUUUUCACUAUUUACAAUUUGUGAUUUGUUUCCGAUAAUUUCUUGAUUUGUUUACUAUCCGUGUACCUUGUUGUCUCUCUUUCUUCUUCUUCUUUCCAUCUUCAACUUAGUAUUAUUUUCAUCUUUGUUCUUCUUUUUCUCUCUCUCUUCUCUUUAUAUUCGUUAUGCUUCCAUUAUCCUCUCCUAGAAAACCUAAAAUGUUGAAUAAUAUCUGUGGAAAUUCAAGACGAAACAAUAAUCGUGGUCGCUUAGGCUGUUUCACAAGCCUAAAAGCCGCUUGGACUUUGGCUAAGCUGCUACAUUGAUGAUGAUCAAUAAUGGAUGAGAUAGAGAGGGUGUUUUGAGAUUCGAGUCCAGUGAAAGUCCAUCCGUGAUUAUGAGAAACUAUUAAGGCUGAAGAAGGAUAAGAACAAAAAGAAAGCUCACUUUUAAAGAAAUUAAAAAUAUUCCAGUUAAAUGAAUUAGUUCGUUCUGGCUUACAUCCAUCUUCGAGUCAAUUAACUGAUUGUCAUCUCUCUUUUACUGCCUCUUCUUACUAUUUUUCAUCGUCUUUUUUUCUGCCCUUUUAACAGCCUUUUAACUUUUCCAUCAUCAUCUUCAACACCAACUCUCUCUCUCUCUCUUGUCUCAUCUCGCCACCUUCUCCAUCUUCGUUUCCGUCUUUUGUCAUCAUUAUCAUCAUCAUCUACCACCCUCCUAACUCACUCACCGAACCCGUAACAAUCAAAACAAACAAGUCAAAAAAAGCAACACACAAAACUUAUACAUCUUCAAUAUAUAUCGCUGUUCAACAUCCGUCUCCUACUUUUAUCUUUUUGGUUCUUUAUCAUUCCUGUUUCCGUUGAAAUUUGAAAAAAAAGUUAUAUGAAAUAUAAUAUAUUAUAUUACAACAACAACAAUAAUAACAACAAUAAUUGAAACAUAUCCCCGGUUCUGUUGAUUAUCAUCAUUACACCACUUCCAUCGUCACCAUGAGCACCUCAUCAUCUUCAUCAACUACAAUCACAAACACCGCUAAUUCAUCUCAAUAUAUAAUUUAAUUAUUAUGUAAACUGUGCAAUCAACAACAAAACCACAAAACUUUCACAUGGAUUUUAAAACCCUAAAGAAGUAAACAAAAUGAAACCUGCUAAUCAAACAAUCAACCAACAUAGUUCAACGAAAUAACAAAUAACCGUUAUCGUUAAUUAAAACAAUAAACAAAACAAAAAUUUGUAAAAGAUGUCGAUAAAACAAUCACAAUGAAACUAAUGGAAAUGGAUCAACAAUUAAAGCCUAUCACAAUCACACCACUCUAAAUGAUUGGAAAAAAAACAAUGAGAUGGAUCCACCAAGGAUUAGAAUCACUUACCACCAUCACCACCGGAAUAUCAACUUUAAAAAUCACUCUCACCAAUUAAUCUCAAUCAAUCAAUUAUAAAUAUUAUAUUAGUUAAUGUUUUCUUUUUGUAGGCUUUCAUCCAAACCUUUACUAUUAAUUAUUAUUACUAUUAUAUAUUACUAUUAUAAUCAUAGUAUUAUAAUUUAUCAAUUCUA
Panonychus citri (citrus red mite) is the source of this 5142-nucleotide messenger RNA. RefSeq lists its product as uncharacterized. The transcript is spliced from 2 exons. The record is from RefSeq and is a predicted model, not a curated record. The coding region runs from base 600 to 2591 and encodes 663 amino acids. Lineage: Eukaryota; Metazoa; Arthropoda; Arachnida; Trombidiformes; Tetranychidae.